UUGUACGUAGCCCAGCCCAGACAGAGGCAAGAGGGAAAGCAGAGAGGCGCACACUCACAAACACACACAGCGCGAUAGACAGGGAAAAGUCCUGGUCAAAGAUCCUGGUAGCAGUGGGAGGGGGACAUUGGCAGAACUCAUUGCCGGAGCGUCUAAGUUCCAGCGGUAACACGACGUCUUGAGAGCUGAGAUCUGGGCUCUGCGACCGAGCACGGAUUAGUAGGGCGGCGCUGUGAGUCUGGAAAGCACCGUCUCUCCCAGUCCGGGAACGUGGCCCAGAGGCGCCCUCGCACCGUGGAUUUACCUCCCUGUGGUUUAUUCCCCGUGGAUAUAAUCGCCGACAAUAUGUUGAGCCGCGGGGGGAUUUACGCCGUGAAAAAGAGGAAGAAACCCGUGCAAAAGAGCCCCAAGCCGUCUCCCGUCGACAGCGUGAAGUCCAAUCCGUCCAAAAGGCACCGGGACCGUUUGAACUGCGAGUUGGACAAACUGACCAACCUGCUGCCCUUCGGCGACGAUAUCCGCGCCCGGCUCGACAAGCUCUCCGUGCUGCGUCUCAUCGUCGGCUACUUGAAAGCCAAGAGUUUCUUCAGCGCCAAAAUGAAGAAAAACAAGGCCGGCUGGAUGCCAGACAAGCUCGAUAACUUCCACGAGAACAGACAGCUGAGUGGUCAGAUGAACGUACCCUUAUUUUCUGAGGGAGAAUUAUUGUUGGAGGCUCUGAAUGGCUUUAUUCUGGUUGUCACCGCUGAAGGAUAUGUGUUUUACGCAUCCUCCACCAUCCAGGAUUAUCUUGGCUUCCACCAGUCGGACGUGGUGCACCAGAGUGUGUAUGAGCUAAUCCACACGGAUGACCGGCCCUUGUUUCAGCGGCAGCUCCACUGGGCCCUCAAUCCACCCGCGUGCCAAGAUCCCAGCCCCCACACCGACACUAUUACAGAGGGCAGCAACCUUUGUCCCACUGUUAUCACUUAUGAUCCUCAUCAACUUCCUCCUGAGAAUUCCUCUUUCAUGGAGAGGAAUUUUAUAUGCAGAUUCCGAUGUCUUUUGGACAAUUCGUCAGGCUUCCUGACGCUGAACUUCCAGGGACGGCUGAGGUUCCUCCACGGACAGAACAGGAAGGCUGAGGACGGCACUCCCAUCCCACCGCAGCUGGCUCUCUUUGCCCUGGCCUCUCCCCUCCAGCCCCCCUCCAUCCUGGAGGUCCGGAUCAAGACUCUCAUCUUCCAGACCAAGCACAAAUUGGACUUCACUCCAAUGGCGUGUGACACCAAGGGAAAGUUUGUACUGGGCUACACGGAAACCGAACUGUGCAUGCGAGGCACCGGUUAUCAGUUCAUUCACGCGGCUGAUAUGAUGUACUGUGCUGACAAUCAUGUGAAGAUGAUUAAAACCGGGGAGAGCGGGAUGACAGUGUUCAGGCUGCUGACCAAGCAAAACAGUUGGGUUUGGGUCCAGGCCAAUGCCAGGUUGGUCUACAGAGGAGGCCGGCCCGACUCCAUCAUUUGCAAGCAGAGGGCCUUGACGAAUGAAGAAGGUGAGGAGCACUUGCGUAAACGAUCCAUGGGGGUCUCCUUCAGUUUCGCCACAGGAGAGGCCGUCCUGUAUGAGAGCCACCUGUUGCAUUUGGAUCCAUACUUGGUGAAAGGGAACGGUGUCAAGAUUAAGAAGCCGAACUGUGUGGAGCAGAAAAAUGGGGUCGAUCCUGACUCUCUCCUGGGAGCCUUGAUGACUCAGAACGUAUCUGCAUACGCUUCUCACCAGGAACCGGAGUUUAAUGUGGACAGCGCCUUCACAGAUGACUUUGCCAUUCUGAAUGUACCUGGGGACUUCUGCCAGAUCACCAAUGGUGUCAAGAACGAUUCCAAACAACAGGAGGUGCUCCCAGGCCCGGAUGACCCACUGGCAACAAUUAUGGAUAUUCUGUCGGAGAAAAAUAUCAAUGAAAAUAACCUCUGCGACACUCUCCAGAACCUGGAUGUGGACGUGGAGCAGGCAGAGUUGGAGCAGUGGGAAAAGGCUUUAAUGAAAAUGGACAGCAGCUCUCCCAUUCCAGAUGAUCUGAAUGAAAUGUUCACCACAGAUUUUAUUUUGUCAUGUGUUGAGGACAUGCUAUCAAACAACAACUCAAAAGCUAAUGAGUUUCCACAAGUUGGGCUGGACUGCACAACAGGAAACGUAAUUGAUCCAGCUCAACAAAAAACAUUUAGAUCCAUAGAACGUAAGCCAUUUGGAUUUAAUACCCAACACCCAGUAAUAUCCAGCUUCCAAGGCACAAUGAUAGCUGGUGUCCAGAACCCAGUGUUGGCUGGUACACCGAACUCAGUAAUGGCAGGUACACAUAACUCAGUAAUGGCUGGUGCACAGAACUCAGUAAUGGCUGGUGCACAGAAUCUGGUGAUGCAGAACCCAAUAGUUGGUUCCCAGAACCCAAUAAUGGUUGGAACGCAGAACCUAGUAAUGGCUGGUGCCCAGAACCCACUGAUGGCUGCUGCUCAGAACUCAAUGAUGGCUGGUGCACAGAAUCCAGUGAUGGUUGGCAUUCAAAACCCAGUGAUGACGGGCACCAAGAACCCACAGAUCACUGCCUGUCAAGCCCCAGUACUGCCAAAUCCUCAGAAGGCACUAGUUUCUCAGCCACUCUACACAACAUCAUUCCGGCCUCUAACUGCACGAUGCUCCGACCAGCAAAAUAAUAUCCAAUCCAGAAAUCAGAAUGCGCUGGGAUCUUUCCCACAAACAUUUUCUGGAUUGAACUCGGGUAGUCCUUUGGCAUCUGAUACACUGAGCCCCAUUUCACAUGGCCCUCAAAAACCACGCAGGACUGCUGCACUGAAGAUGAGCAGUGGAGUGCCAGUCAACAUGCAGCAAAACCACAUAGGGAGUGUGUCACCUGUACUGAUGCUACAAAGGGAUUUGCAACAGUCCUUGCAGCAGAGGCCCGAGUAUUUGGGAGUCAAUGGGCAGCAGGAGAGGUGCUCUGUAAGUUUAGCACAGCAACAAUUCUCGCAGGGGGCAAAGCUGCAGAAUGAGGAGCGGGUUUCCAAGCAGCCAUAUGCGCAAGAGCCCAUGCAUCACCUCCUGCCACAGUCUUCGUACAGUUUGGUGCAGGACACCACGGACAAGGUUUCCACUGCCACUUAUCUGGAUCAGAGCAACACCAAUUGGCUUCACUACAGCUGCAAUCUGGCUGUCGACCAAAGGACCUCAGUGAACCAUCUCCCAGUGAGGACAAUGACUAGCGGCAGCAGCAGCUGCAUGUUUGCCUCAUGUGAAUACCAAAGUUGUGCACCAAUUACUAGGAAUGGACUGUCGUUCCCAGGCAUUGACAGCACCGUCCAGAAACCUCCAUAUAGUAAGGUUAAGAUAUCUCCAAAUCACAGUCCUUUGCGGCCAACUUGUUACUAUGAGAACGAGCCGGCUAAUUCUCUGGUGGGGCCCUCAGUCAUGCCCAACGGGGAGCAGAACACUUAUCAAUCUUCCUGUCAGUUUGAGCCAAAUUUCAUUCAUCUGUUGGGGAAUUCUGUCUGUGAAAUUCCAACGGGUCCAGUCUCCUGGAAAUACAACAAUCAGUUCAAGCAGGGAGAAGCUCUGAAUUGAGGGAACGAAACGUUGGUGUCUGGGCCGUCCUCUGCUUGUAUGUGAUUGGACUGAGGAAGUCCAAUACAAUCUUUUUGGACCCAUGGUGCAGAAAUGUUUGACAGUGUUUGCUAUAAACCGGACUUUCAAAUAAAGGAGAAAGUAACUGAAGUUGCAAAUCCAGUGUAAAACAAUGCUGUUUAUCGUUAGCAUUGGUUUAUCCACAUGUUUUAUGAUUGAUUUUUUUCUAUUGCUCUGUACAAAAUAUUAACUUUUAUAUUUUUAUAUCAAACGCGAUGUAAAUCCUUUGUAUCGAUGUUGCUCAUAUUGUCGCGAGCUAUGCUCUUCAUCUUUUUUGACAAGAUGAUAGUUUUAAAGCUCACUGAUGUGUUUGUGUGUGCUUUGUUCAUUGAGGACCUUUUAAUGAAGGAGAUGUCUAGAGGGUCUCUCCCCAAGAGCAGUCUUCCCCUUAGUAUACUUUAACUAAGUGCUAAGUAUUAAUCGAAAAGCAAAGACAUUUACCUUUGAGCUUAAAAAUCUAUGUACUGAAGUGCUGUAGCAGGCAGAUAUCACCCAGGUGGGUGACAGUGAGACAUCGGGUUGGAGUUCGCUCGGUAAAACACUCAAUCUUCUGAAGUUGAAGCUUUUUUUAAAAGAACAGAAACAUUUCAACUUUUUAAGCUAUUUAUGUAUUAAAUCAAUACCCCAAAGAUGAGAAUUGUGUAUAACGUAGUGUAUGAGAAAGAUUGUGUUUUGAUAUGACAUGUGUCACAAUAAAGAACCUAUCUGUUAUUCUGCUGUCUGGGGUACCAACCCAGACUCUUUUCAGCUGUGUGCGUGAUACUAUUUCCCAGUCAGUUUAUUUGCUGCCUUUUACUAAAAUGUUAUCCUGUUUUAUAAGUGUCUAACACAUUUAGCUGUUGACAAAUUGUAUUGUUUUGCUUAACAUUAAAAUUCCUUUCGGGGAGGUAAACCAUAA
Leucoraja erinaceus (little skate) is the source of this 4555-nucleotide messenger RNA. It is a transcript of the gene ahr2, whose product is annotated as aryl hydrocarbon receptor 2. Gene Ontology annotation, biological process: regulation of transcription by RNA polymerase II. NCBI's taxonomy places the organism in Eukaryota, Metazoa, Chordata, Chondrichthyes, Rajiformes, Rajidae. The record is from RefSeq and is a predicted model, not a curated record. The transcript is spliced from 11 exons. Gene Ontology annotation, cellular component: nucleus; aryl hydrocarbon receptor complex. Bases 346 to 3597 code for a protein of 1083 amino acids. Gene Ontology annotation, molecular function: transcription cis-regulatory region binding; nuclear receptor activity; protein dimerization activity.